Messenger RNA from Cricetulus griseus (Chinese hamster), 930 nucleotides. NCBI's taxonomy places the organism in Eukaryota, Metazoa, Chordata, Mammalia, Rodentia, Cricetidae. The record is from RefSeq and is a predicted model, not a curated record.
AUUUUCAGACGAUGCUGGUUGGUUUUUAAGAAGGCUUCCAGCAAGGGACCCAGAAGGCUAGAAAAAUUUCCAGAUGAAAAGGCAGCUUAUUUCAGAAACUUUCACAAGGUAACCGAACUGCACAACAUCAAAAACAUAACCAGACUGCCUCGAGAGACAAAGAAGCAUGCGGUGGCAAUUAUCUUUCAUGACGAAACAUCGAAGACAUUUGCUUGUGAGUCAGAGCUGGAGGCUGAGGAGUGGUGCAAACACCUUUGCAUGGAAUGCCUGGGGACAAGGCUGAAUGACAUCAGUCUAGGGGAGCCUGACCUACCGGGAACAGAAUGGUGAAGGGAGAGAAAUAAACGAUUCAAUGUUUAUCUUAUGCCUACACCCAAUCUGGAUAUUUAUGGUGAAUGCACAAUGCAGAUCACUCAUGAGAAUAUCUAUCUCUGGGAUAUCCACAAUGCCAAAGUCAAGCUGGUGAUGUGGCCUCUUAGCUCACUAAGAAGAUAUGGUCGGGAUUCAACGUGGUUCACCUUUGAGUCAGGAAGAAUGUGUGACACAGGAGAAGGACUAUUCACUUUUCAAACAAGGGAAGGAGAAAUGAUCUAUCAGAAGGUCCAUUCUGCAACACUGGCCAUAGCUGAGCAACAUGAAAGAUUAAUGCUAGAAAUGGAGCAGAAGGCCCGGCUUCAGACAAGCUUGACUGAACCAAUGACGUUAUCGAAAUCCAUCUCUCUUCCGCGUAGUGCAUACUGGCAUCACAUUACCCGUCAGAACAGCGUUGGAGAAAUCUACAGCUUGCAAGGUCAUGGGUUUGGCUCAUCAAAGAUGUCCCGUGCACAGACAUUUCCCAGCUAUUCUCCAGAACAGAGCGAAGAGGCUCAGCCACCGUUGUCACGGUCCAGCAGCUAUGGAUUCAGCUAUAGCUCCAGCCUCAUUCAAUGA